GUUUCAGAAGGAGACAAACAACAAAAUGAACAAUCCAGCUAUUAAGAGAAUAACUAAUGAAAUUAUCAAAUCACCUGAGGAUAAACGGGAAUAUCGUGGGCUGGAGCUGGCAAAUGGCAUUAAAGCUCUUCUCAUUAGUGACCCCACCACAGAUAAGUCUUCAGCAGCACUUGAUGUGCACAUAGGAUCCUUGUCUGAUCCCCCCAACAUUGCUGGGCUUAGUCAUUUCUGUGAGCAUAUGUUGUUCCUGGGAACCAAGAAGUACCCAAAAGAGAAUGAGUAUAGCCAGUUCCUCAGUGAGCACGCUGGGAGCUCAAAUGCUUUCACCAGUGGGGAACAUACCAACUACUACUUUGAUGUGUCACAUGAGCACCUAGAAGGUGCACUAGACAGAUUUGCCCAAUUUUUCCUGUGCCCUCUGUUUGAUGAAAGCUGCAAAGACAGGGAAGUGAAUGCUGUUGAUUCUGAGCAUGAGAAGAAUCUGAUGAAUGAUGCCUGGAGGUUAUUUCAAUUGGAGAAGGCUACUGGAAACCCCAAUCAUCCCUUCAGUAAAUUUGGAACAGGGAACAAACUCACUCUAGAAACUAGACCAACCAAAGAAGGAAUAGAUGUAAGGCAAGAGCUGUUGAAGUUCCAUUCUACUUAUUAUUCAUCAAAUUUAAUGGCUAUUUGUGUCUUAGGAAGAGAAUCCUUAGAUGAGCUGACUUGCUUAGUGGUAAAGUUAUUUUCAGAAGUGGAGAAUAAAAAUGUUCCUAUACCAGAGUUUCCUGAACAUCCUUUCCAAGAAGAACAUCUCCGGCAACUUUACAAAGUGGUACCCAUUAAGGAUAUUAGAAAUCUUUAUGUCACAUUUCCCAUCCCAGACCUUCAGAAGUACUAUAAAUCAAACCCUGGCCAUUACCUUGGUCAUCUGAUUGGGCAUGAAGGCCCAGGAAGUCUUCUAUCAGAGCUUAAAGCCAAAGGAUGGGUAAACACUCUUGUUGGAGGCCAGAAGGAAGGUGCUAGAGGUUUCAUGUUUUUCAUCAUUAAUGUGGACUUGACAGAGGAAGGACUUUUGCAUGUUGAAGAUAUUAUUUUGCACAUGUUUCAAUAUAUUCAAAAGCUACGUACAGAAGGACCUCAGGAAUGGGUUUUCCAAGAGUGCAAGGAUCUCAAUGCUGUGGCAUUCAGAUUUAAAGAUAAAGAGCGACCACGAGGUUACACAUCAAAGCUUGGAGGAAUGCUGCAUUAUUAUCCUAUAGAAGAAGUAUUGGCUGCUGAGUAUUUGCUUGAAGAAUUCAGGCCUGAUUUAAUAGAGAUGGUUCUGGAUAAAUUGAGACCAGAAAAUGUUCGAGUUGCAAUAGUUUCCAAGUCUUUUGAAGGGAAAACUGAUCGGACAGAAGACUGGUAUGGAACACAGUACAAGCAAGAAGCCAUUUCUGAUGAAGUUAUUAAGAAAUGGCAAAAUGCUGACCUGAAUGGGAAAUUCAAGCUUCCAAUGAAGAAUGAGUUCAUUCCUACAAACUUCGAGAUCUUGCCAUUGGAAAAAGAUGCGACACAGUACCCUGCACUUGUCAAGGACACUGCUAUGAGCAAACUGUGGUUCAAGCAAGAUGACAAAUUCUUUUUGCCAAAAGCUUGUCUCAACUUUGAAUUUUUCAGUCGCUACAUUUAUGCUGAUCCUCUCCAUUGCAACAUGACAUACCUGUUUAUCAGGUUAUUGAAGGAUGAUUUAAAAGAGUAUACAUAUGCAGCACGCCUCUCAGGUUUGAGCUAUGGCAUUGCAUCAGGAAUGAAUGCAAUACUUCUCUCUGUAAAAGGGUAUAAUGACAAGCAACAUAUCUUGCUCAAGAAGAUCAUUGAGAAAAUGGCUACUUUUGAGAUUGAUGAAAAACGAUUUGAGAUUAUCAAGGAAGCGUACAUGAGAUCACUUAACAACUUCAGGGCUGAACAGCCUCACCAACAUGCCAUGUAUUAUCUCCGACUCCUGAUGACAGAAGUUGCUUGGACCAAAGAUGAAUUAAAAGAAGCUCUGGAUGAUGUGACCCUUCCCAGGCUCAAGGCCUUUAUAGCACAGCUGUUGUCACGGUUACACAUUGAAGCUCUUCUCCAUGGCAAUAUAACAAAACAGGCAGCAUUAGGAAUUAUGCAGAUGGUUGAGGACACUCUGAUUGAGCAUGCUCACACAAAGCCACUUCUUCCCAGUCAGCUGGUGAGAUACAGAGAAGUGCAACUUCCUGACAGAGGUUGGUUUGUAUAUCAACAGAGAAAUGAAGUCCAUAACAAUUGUGGCAUUGAAAUAUAUUACCAGACAGACAUGCAGAGCACUUCUGAGAACAUGUUUUUGGAGCUCUUUUGUCAGAUUAUCUCCGAGCCUUGCUUCAACACUCUGCGCACCAAGGAGCAGUUAGGAUACAUCGUGUUCAGUGGCCCACGGAGGGCGAAUGGCAUACAGGGACUGCGAUUUAUCAUCCAGUCUGAAAAGCCACCACACUAUUUAGAAAGCAGAGUUGAAGCAUUCUUAAAAACUAUGGAGAAAUGCAUAGAAGACAUGACGGAAGAGGCCUUCCAGAAACACAUCCAAGCUUUAGCAAUUCGUCGUCUAGACAAACCAAAGAAGCUGUCAGCAGAAUGUGCUAAGUACUGGGGAGAAAUCAUUUCCCAGCAGUAUAACUUUGACAGAGAUAACAUUGAAGUGGCUUAUCUAAAGACCCUGACCAAGGAUGAUAUUAUACAGUUCUACAAGGUGCUGUUGGCAAUAGAUGCUCCCAGAAGACACAAGGUGUCAGUACAUGUCCUUGCAAGGGAAAUGGAUUCCUGCCCUGUUGUUGGAGAAUUUCCAUGCCAAAAUGAUGUGAACCUGGCACCUGCACCACCACUACCACAGCCAAGUGUGAUUGAGAACAUGACAGAGUUUAAGCGCCGUCUCCCGUUCUUCCCACUGGUGAAACCACAUAUCAAUUUCAUGGCUGCAAAACUGUGAAGAACCCCAAUGGAUGAAGAAAUGCAGAUGAUGGCAUGGUUUCGGGGGACUUCAUGAUGAACAGAAUUAUUAAAGAUCAUUAGGAUAAAUGGUUCUGUUCAUUAUGAAAGUCCUGAGCUGCUCCUCGGUUCAUUCGACAUUAGCUGUGU
Acanthisitta chloris (rifleman) is the source of this 3111-nucleotide messenger RNA. It is a transcript of the gene IDE, whose product is annotated as insulin-degrading enzyme. The transcript has 24 exons. NCBI's taxonomy places the organism in Eukaryota, Metazoa, Chordata, Aves, Passeriformes, Acanthisittidae. The record is from RefSeq and is a predicted model, not a curated record. The annotation marks the transcript as partial. Gene Ontology annotation, cellular component: cytosol; peroxisomal matrix; mitochondrion. Gene Ontology annotation, molecular function: metal ion binding; metalloendopeptidase activity. Gene Ontology annotation, biological process: peptide catabolic process.